Andrographis paniculata is the source of this 1387-nucleotide messenger RNA. RefSeq lists its product as uncharacterized. The transcript is spliced from 5 exons. NCBI's taxonomy places the organism in Eukaryota, Viridiplantae, Streptophyta, Magnoliopsida, Lamiales, Acanthaceae. Gene Ontology annotation, molecular function: FAD binding. Bases 1 to 1269 code for a protein of 422 amino acids. The record is from RefSeq and is a predicted model, not a curated record.
AUGAGAGAAUUACCGAGGAAGGCGAAGGCAGUGGUGGUGGGAGGAAGCAUCGCCGGAUUAUCCUGCGCACACGCGCUGAUUGCCGCCGGGUGGGAAGUGGUGGUGCUGGAGAAAACAGGUGCGCCUCGAGCAGGUUGCGCUACCGGUGCAGGACUCGGACUCGAUCCUUUGGCUCAGAAAAUUCUCAGAUCAUGGCUCAAACAACCAGGCAUCCUCGAGCUUAACACUGUGCCGCUCACGAUCGAUCAAAAUGAAGCAACAGAUGGAAACAAGAACCGUGUGCUCACAAGGGAUGAGAACUUGAAUUUUCGAGCAGCACACUGGUCUGAUCUGCAUAGCCUUCUCCACGAGGCAUUACCAGCACAAACUGUUUGCUGGGGACAAAUGUUCCUCACCUUUUGCAUCUCCGAAGACAGAACUCAUGUCGAAGUAAAGAGCAAAGCUGUCCAAACUGGUGAUAUAACCAACAUUGUUGGUGAUUUGUUGGUAGCAGCUGAUGGUUGUCUUUCUCCAAUUCGCCAGAGCUUCUUACCCGACUUUAAACUGAGAUAUUCAGGCUAUUGUGCAUGGAGAGGAGUACUUGAUUUCUCAGACGAAGAAAAUUCGGAUACCAUUCUAGCACUUAAGAAGCCUUACCCUGAUCUUGGGAAAUGCUUAUAUUUUACCUUGGGACAAGGAACACAUACUGUCCUGUAUGAGCUCUUAAAUAAGAGGAUAAACUGGCUUUGGUAUGUUAAUCAACCAGAGCCAGAGUUGAAGGGAAGCUCAGUAACCAUAACAGUGAGUGAUGAUAUGGUUGAGAAAAUGCAUGAAGCAGCGGAGAAGAAUUGGGUACCUGAAUUGGUUAAAGUGAUGCGCGAGACAGAACAACCAUUCUUGAAUGUCAUAUAUGAUGGGGAGCCUCUAGAUAGAAUUGUUUGGGACAACGUGGCAUUGAUUGGAGAUGCAGCUCAUCCAACGACUCCUCAUGGUUUAAGAAGUACAAACAUGUCAAUACUGGAUGCUGCAGUUCUGGGAAAAUGUCUAGAGAAAUGGGGAGUUGAGAAUCUGAAUUCUGCUCUCCAAGAAUAUCAAUCCAUCCGUCUGCCUAUUGCCAGGGAGCAGGUCUUAUAUUCACGAAGACUCGGGCGCAUCAAACAAGGUUUAGACCUUCCGGAUCGCAAGGUCUUCGUUCCUGUAACAGCAAGGGAAGAAGACUGUGAAGAACUGCAGCAGAAAGCUAUGCCUUCCCUAAACGAGAUUCCUUCUAUUCUGGUUGCAGAGAGAUGAAGAACUCAAGGAGGAAGGCGAAGGCAGUGAUCGUGGGCGGCAGCAUAGCCGGGGUUUCUUGUGCACAUGCCCUGAUAGCAGCAGGGUGGGAUGUGGUGGUUCUGGAGAAGACCUCCAC